This is a messenger RNA of Sipha flava (yellow sugarcane aphid), 1024 nucleotides long. RefSeq lists its product as uncharacterized. The record is from RefSeq and is a predicted model, not a curated record. The annotation marks the transcript as partial. The transcript has 4 exons. NCBI's taxonomy places the organism in Eukaryota, Metazoa, Arthropoda, Insecta, Hemiptera, Aphididae.
UUCGUUUGCGCGCGCGCCCGUGUGUGUUUGUGUGUCAGCAGCAGCAGCAGCAGCAGUUCGCCGCCGCCGCCACCGCCGUCAGCCGCGCGCAGCAGUCACACACCGUUUCAGUACGCGGUCUGUUGUGUUCGGCCGCACGUCGUUACACCGUCGUCGUCGUUGUCGUCAUCGUCGCCGCGUCGCAUCGUCGUCGCGUUCAAAUCGGUUUUUUUUUUUUUUUUUUUUCGUCUUAGCCCUCGAAACGUGCGUCGCACCGCGCGACAAAAAACGAUCGCGUUCUCACGUCGUUCGUGUCGAUUGGGCUCGCAGCGAACGGUGCGUUUUUUUUAUAUUUUCGGUUUUCGCGUAAAUUUUUUUUUUCUCUUUCGUAACCCUCCGUCGUUCGCGAAACCCCUCCCCGCCCACCGGAGUGCGACGUUUCCCGGACCGUUUACGUACGCGCAUAAUACGCGUACACGUAUAAUUCAUGUGUACGCGCGCGUGUGCUGUGUGACGACCACCGUCGACGGGAUCGCGAGGGUUUUGCGGCCGUAACGCGUGUCCGUCCGAGGAGAGGCAGUCGGGUUUCGCGCGCGCGUCUGUUCCGAUCUCGACUGUUUGAUGGUUAUACACGGAGCCGCCACGGGAAUCGCUCCAGCCGACCACGUUCAUCGGACCACUGAAUCCUUGUUCAACACCGGUAAUGGCAGAGUGAUCGGCGCGCCGCUACGCAUGCGCCGUCCAGAAGACCAAUCGCCGAGCGCCGCCAGUGCCGGACUCAUGAUGGAGGUGUGGGCUUCAGUAGCGUCAUGGUUUCUACGACCUGAAAUGGCUGGAGCCAGCGUGCCGCCGAUCGUGCCGCAACCACCUCCGAUGCCGAUCCGACCUUCCCGGACGUCUUCGGAUCCCCCGCAAAUGGCCAUGCCGCCCACCAUAUGCACCGCCAUCAGAUGUACGGUGCCGGGAUGCGUGUGCGAUUGUUUUACGCCCGGGAAACUUCAUAUACGAUUCUGCGAUGCUUGUGGCCACGGAUGGGUCCCUCACG